AUGGAAUUAAACUGUACCGUAUGCUUGGAUCGAUUAAAAUAUCCGCUUGGAAAACCUGAUAAUUGUGAGCAUAAAUUUUGCUUUGAAUGUAUUAGUAAUUGGUUAAAAAAGCGAUCCCAAUGUCCACUUUGUGGUAAUACUCCGAAAUAUCUCAUCAAAAUUGAAGAAACUAAGGAAGAAACAAAAGUACCAGUAAAAAAACGAACAGCAACGCAAUUUGAAAAUGAGCUUCUUGCCCGAGAACAACUGGAAGAAGGUUAUAACGGAUCUUUGGAUGAAGAUAUCACUAUUCAAUAUGCAAGCUGUCGUUCAUGCAGACGUUCAGAUAAUGAACAUCUACUGUUACUUUGCGAUGGAAACGUUGGUCAAAAUGCUGAUGGUUCCAUGAUACGCUGUAAUGUCGCUUAUCAUAGCUAUUGCUUGCCGCAAAAACUUGAACAAAUUCCGAAAGAUGACUGGUUUUGUCCAUUCUGUGCGAACAAACCUGAAAAUGCACAGCAUUUUUCAAAGCAAACAAAUCUUAACAUUUUGCCUUCAGAAGUUAGUACCAGCAAUUCAUCACUGUUAAAGAAUGAGACAGAUGUUUGUCAAGAUUCGACGUACCAUCCAAAUGAAAGUUCGAAGCAAGAUGAAAUGAAAAUGGAAACUAUUGAAUGUAACAGUAUUAUAGAAUCCGAAUCAUCAGCUAUUUACGGCGAUACAGAAAGUGAAUCUGUCGAAUCUGUCGAAAGUAACUACGGUGAUGAAAAUGGUCAAUUUUCUUCAGGAAGUGAUGCAAGUGCCGAUAAUUAUGAUGAUUAUGAAGGGAUAGAUCAUGAUAGGAUAGAAUCAAGCAGUGAAAUAACUAACGAUGAUUCUGAAGCAGAAAACUUUAAUGGCAAGUUAAUUUUGUUAAAGAAUUAA
Molecule: messenger RNA, 903 nt
Organism: Cercopithifilaria johnstoni
Lineage: Eukaryota; Metazoa; Nematoda; Chromadorea; Rhabditida; Onchocercidae
Source: the annotation of a GenBank genome assembly